AUGUUCUUUUUCUGCUAUCACGAUGAACAAGACUAUUCAAAAGAUUCGGUUCUUCGAUUAAGAGGUGGUGGAUGUUUCGAUUGGUUUGAUCAGUCGACCCCAGCAGAUAUCUCGGGUACAGGUCAUACUCCAAUGCUCCCUCAAUCCAAUGACAAUGAUCUAACAUCCUUCGAUGACCAAAAAACCAAAUCAAAAACCAAGACCAAAUCAAAAGACAAAGACAAGACCAAAACGAAGAGUGCAGAAGGUGAUGUAAAAAUCAAAGAUAAAGGUAAGAAAUUCAAGAUCAAAAACAAGAAAGACGGGUCCAUUCAGACCAUUCGCAAGAAUCAAAUAGAUCCAAUGGUAUCCCCUUAUACUGCCGGUCCUACCGCAGGAUUGGGACUGGGCGGGACUGGUUCGUAUGAGCCGAUUAGAAGAAGACGAUUUGAUCUUGGUCGAGAGGGAGAGGGAGAACAAAACGGAGAUCAAGCACAGGUGCCACGUGAACAAUUGGGAGAAGGAGGGGCGUUGGGAUUGAGCGGUUGUGGAGGUGGAAAUGAUAAUUCGUGGGGUGGUGAUGGGGUUGAUGAGCCUGGGUUGAAAAGUGUGGAAGUUGCGAAAUAA
Messenger RNA from Kwoniella mangroviensis CBS 8507, 606 nucleotides. RefSeq lists its product as uncharacterized. The coding region runs from base 1 to 606 and encodes 201 amino acids. The record is from RefSeq and is a predicted model, not a curated record. The transcript has 2 exons. Lineage: Eukaryota; Fungi; Basidiomycota; Tremellomycetes; Tremellales; Cryptococcaceae.